UGCAUGCCUCCUCCUCCCUCUACACACUUCAGAGAAAGCCACAGCUCCCCAAUGCUCCUCUAGCUACCUCAUUAUCUCUCUCUCUCUCUCUAGCUAGCUAGCUAGACUAGAUCACAGGUGCAACUUGGUCUCCUAGAUUCAUCUUCAAGACUUCAUGGCGAACCGGUGGUGGGACGGCCAUUUGGGGCUGCCGGGCGUCGCGCCGGAGCAGCCGUCCGGCUCGUCGGGCCCCAAGGUCGAGUCGCUCGCGCUCGUUGUCAAAGAUUCUGAGACCAGCCCGACGUCCGGUGGCGGCGAGCACGCGGACGAGAACAAGGACGCUGUCGGUGGCGGCGAGCCGCGCGAUCUGGGCGCGGUGGUGCCCGCCCCGAACCGGCGGCCCCGGGGCCGGCCGCCGGGGUCCAAGAACAAGCCGAAGCCGCCCAUCUUCGUGACGCGCGACAGCCCCAACGCGCUGCGCAGCCACGUGAUGGAGGUGGCCGGCGGCGCCGACGUGUGCGACGCCAUCGCGCAGUUCUCGCGCCGCCGGCAGCGGGGCGUGUGCGUGCUCAGCGGCGCCGGGACCGUGGCCAACGUGGCGCUGCGCCAGCCGUCGGCCCCCGGCGGCGCCGUGGUGGCCCUCCACGGCCGCUUCGAGAUCCUCUCGCUCACGGGGACCUUCCUCCCGGGGCCCGCGCCGCCGGGGUCCACGGGGCUCACCGUGUACCUGGCCGGCGGGCAGGGGCAGGUGGUCGGCGGCAGCGUGGUGGGCUCGCUCGUCGCCGCGGGCCCCGUCAUGGUGAUCGCGUCCACGUUCGCCAACGCCACCUACGAGCGCCUGCCGCUGGAGGACGAGGACGAGGGCUCGGGCCCGCCGAUGGCGCACGACCCGCUCAUGGCCGGCGGCGUCCACGUCCACGGGCACGGGCACGGGAUGCCCGACCCGUCGGCGGCGAUGCCGAUGUUCAACAUGCCACCGAACAACGGGCAUCUCGGCGGCGGCGGCAGCGGCGGCGACGGGUUCCCAUGGGCGCCGCACUCCCGCGCUCCCUACUGAUGGCGCGCACGGCAAUGGCGAAAUGGCGUGGUGCACUGCAUGCUGCAUGGUUACUGUUCCAUUGGAGUCACUUGGCGCCAUUAGCUAGGUUAGUACAUAUGACGAUCCAAGCUAUCUAGUGGUGAUUAAUUAGAGCGAAUUCGUACUGCUACUUAGUUUCUUAUAUGUUGUUAUGGUCAAAUAAUUUUCUAAUUUGCUGGUGUGUUUAUUGUUGUCUACUACUGAAUUAUCAACUGAGCUAGAGAUAUAGCUAGCUCUGGUCAAUUCAUGCAAUGUUUGGUUAAUUCAUCAUGGAAUUAAUGUUCAGUUCCUCAUCCAUCCGU
Triticum dicoccoides is the source of this 1359-nucleotide messenger RNA. RefSeq names its product AT-hook motif nuclear-localized protein 20-like. Gene Ontology annotation, cellular component: nucleus. The transcript is spliced from 2 exons. Lineage: Eukaryota; Viridiplantae; Streptophyta; Magnoliopsida; Poales; Poaceae. Bases 155 to 1036 code for a protein of 293 amino acids. The record is from RefSeq and is a predicted model, not a curated record. Gene Ontology annotation, molecular function: minor groove of adenine-thymine-rich DNA binding; DNA-binding transcription factor activity.